UCUACAGCUCGAGCUGCUCUUCUCUUUCAAACUGCGUCAGUUCUGCUGUCUCUCGACAUGGCGGGUACCGUUGCGAACAAGUGUCUCAGUCCUCUGGCUUUCAUCACCAGGAGGGUCUCUGCUCCGGAGUUCAUCACCCAGUGCUGUUACCACAAGAAGGUGGUGGAUCACUAUGAGAACCCAAGAAAUGUGGGAUCACUGGACAAAAACUCCAAGAGUGUUGGGACUGGCCUGGUGGGAGCUCCAGCCUGUGGAGAUGUAAUGAAGCUCCAGAUUGAGGUGGAUGACAUGGGGAAGAUUGUGGAUGCCAGGUUCAAAACCUUCGGCUGUGGCUCUGCUAUUGCCUCAAGCUCUCUGGUCACUGAGUGGGUGAAGGGCAAAUCUGUGGAUGAAGCUUUGACCAUAAAGAAUACUGACAUUGCCAAAGAGCUCAGUCUUCCACCGGUGAAACUUCACUGCUCCAUGCUUGCGGAGGAUGCCAUCAAGGCUGCUCUGGCUGACUAUCGCCUCAAGCAAGACGAUGGCCAGCAGGAGGCAGUCAGGGCCAGCAAUUAAACGGAGCACUUCCACUCUUGAGCUGGACACCACUGCUUGCUUCCCACUGCCAGGAGGAGAAAUAGCAGUACUCCACAUUCCUGCAGUAUUGAUAACGCACACCUAAUCUGUUGAUGACAAGUACAAUCGUCAACCCUCUGUAGCAGUGUUACACCAGGCUUAGUCUGUGGUCCUCUAACCCCGCAUACUCUGUCUUUUAGCCUGUCACGUAAACGCACAAUGUAAGCACUGUUUGGGUUGUUGGUACAAAGUUGAGCCUUAUUUUUGAGAUUGUGAUAUAUUUCAAGAUUUCGAGCUUGAGGAGUGUACACGUGGAAUGGUGCGAUGGAGAUAUUGAUAAAGCUAAGAGCUGUUGAAGUAUCCUGUCUGCACCCUAAAGCACUGACCUUUUGAUAUGCAAUGAAGCAAAGUGGCUUGAAAAAAUGAAAGGGUCCACUGGUUUUUAGUGUAAUUUCUAAUCAUUAGUAAUUAGUAAUGCUUCCUUGAAAAUCUGCAAUAAAACUAUCCCAAAUCA
Molecule: messenger RNA, 1069 nt
Organism: Seriola aureovittata
Lineage: Eukaryota; Metazoa; Chordata; Actinopteri; Carangiformes; Carangidae
Product: iron-sulfur cluster assembly scaffold protein IscU-like
Exons: 5
Coding region: 58-555 (165 amino acids)
Biological process (GO): iron-sulfur cluster assembly; intracellular iron ion homeostasis
Cellular component (GO): cytoplasm; mitochondrial matrix
Molecular function (GO): 2 iron, 2 sulfur cluster binding; ferrous iron binding
Source: RefSeq, a predicted model, not a curated record